AUGCUCGGCGUUAAUCUGAGUAGCAGCAGUCCAUUGGAGAGACUCAAACGUUUAGCCUGUCCUCCCGGUAUCUGGACGUGCCUCUAUCAGAAACAUGACAGCAUGGACAUCCAUCCCGAGAAAACCAUCGCCCGAGCAGUCCCACUAAACAAUCCGAUGUCAGCUGCUGCUUGUCCCCCCGGAAUAUGGACCUGUGCUACGCUAAAUGGAGAAAGCAAGGGAAGUGGAAACUUAGAUGCAGGACUUCAGGCAGAAGGAACGCAGAUAUCGGUCGACAGAGUGCAGUCUGCGGAAGUCAAGCCUUCUGCAAACAGCACAGGGGAUGCCAAUGAUGAAUUGAAUGAAACAAAUGGGGAAAAAUGUCCCCCCGGGAUCUGGGUUUGCAAAAAGAAACGUUCACUGAAGAAAAAGAUGAAAAAGCCCAAUCGAGUACAGAGAUCAGCAAAAAAGUGUCCCCCCGGAAUUUGGGUGUGUUAAGCACCAUGGAUAUCGAUCGACUCUCGAAGACAUUUUGACGAAGUGAAAAACAAAUGAUCGUUAAACAAGGAACCUGGAAUUCUAGUUCGGCUACAAGCAUGCUGUUACAAUGUUUCAUCUUAACUUAUUCGUUAGUAUUAGAUUUUUGAAUUACUUCAGUUAGGAAAAAGAUAUAUUUAAGCUUGUUUUAAAAGCCUCUGUUUAAGGGAUUAGGGAAUCUAUUCAUUGUAUUUAUAGCAUUUAUGUCAAUUUAUUUGUGUCCAAGUCGAGCCCUUGGGUUAAAACGUUGGAUUAAAGGAGCGCAAGAAACUUGGUUUGAUUUGUGUCAUUUGUGUUCAUUUCACAUGCUUUACUUGGAUAUUUCUUUUUUGAGGUGCGUUGACCCUUCCCCCCCCCCCCCCCCCAACCCCAACACACACACCACAUUCCGAGAGAUACUUUGAUCUUUGCUGGGUAUGCACCACUUGCCACUCAUAACCCCGAGCAAAUAUUAUUAUUCAUGCUGUGACAAAUUAGGAACCGGUUUUAUUUUUCGCUUAUGGGUAAAUCUAACUUUCGCAAUCCCAAUCCCUAGUCACCUUUUGCUUAAGGAUAUCUACCUUACAAAGCUUUUUAAAAGUGGAUGUUAAAUUUCUUUUUUUUGUUAAAGUAAUCCAGUGGAUAACUUCACCAGUUAAGGACUGUGAUUUCUAAUAGCAAAAGUUUCUCAUUGAAACUUAACAAGUUCCCAAAAACAAAAAUUGCCGGAAAAUUCGUGAUUUUGGUGGUUUCGUGCGAUAACAAAGAGGAAGUGUUAAACGGCUAAUUAUUCAACAAGAAAGAAAGCAAACGUCCUGCUCCCUGCUCCGAGUGUCGCCUGUUCUGUUUUAGCGCUGUAAUUAUCUGGCCAAAAAAGGCUUGAAUUAGAUUAUUGGAUGAAAGAAAUGUGGUUUGAUAAGUUGACAGUUCGCAUUCUAAAACUUGCACCUCGUGUCUUGAACUUCAUCAACUUUACACUCCUAAGUGCAGGUCCAACGUCAACUUUGAAAACUUCGGUUUUAAUUUCAAAAUAUCCGAAACAACAAUUUCGGACCAACCUACACAAAAAGUAUUUAUCCACGGGCGGGAUAGUCAUACAAGUACGUGAAAAGAAUCCGCAAAAAUAUCAGGGGCACUCAACGAUACUUUUCGGAAAAUUAUGUGUUCGGAAGACGAUUUGACGGAUCAUUUUCUGUAAAAUUUCUUGCUUGCCUGCCUCUCCUAGGAUUUUCGAACAUCAAAAAAAUGGUAUAAUUGCCCAUUUUUAACAGAUUUUUACCCUAAAAAGGUCACCUAGAAUUUUCGGGAGCCUUUUUUCUGGCUGAAAUUUUCGAAAAGGUAAAUUUUGAUCCCUAUAAUUUUCGGAUCACUAUACUUUCAGCUAGGAAAUCCGAACAGAUGAAAAAUUUUUAGGGGAUAAAAAUAAACCUUUAUCUAUCGUUUAAAUACUAAGUUACGUUCAACAAUGCUAUGUUUAUGUGGUUUUGGACUAUAUCCUCGUUGGGUGCCCCUGAAAUAUUACUAUGAUAUGGCAGGAGCCGAUUACUGGAUAUGAAAAGCGCCAGAAAAAAACAAAGGAAGGGGCGAAAAGAGAUCCUGUCGGCUUAACUAAAAAUUCCCAGUUUUUCAAAAGGGAGGCGAGUCUUUAUAUCCUUCAGUAAAACAAAUUCUAUUUGAAAAAGAACCAAAACAAACAGGUAACGAAAACAACAGAACGAAAAAACAGCAAACGGCAAGCCCUCUGGAAGAGUUGCCCAUAUAUACAGUUAACUUUUUGGAGCGACUAUGUCGCGGAAAGUCGAUCGUUUUUAUUUCCCUCUUGAGCGAUUCAGGCCACGCCUGCCACGUUAGCUAUGGCUCAAACUUCUGUGAUUUGAGUCGGAUAAGUGGUUGUUCUUGUUAGGUCAAUAUACGAUAAGCACUGUGAUAAAUGAAAUGUUUUACUGAGACGAUACACUACAGCAAUAGUGAUGAAAAACUGAAAUUGCCCCUUCCGAGAAUGUCAUGUUACUGGGUUACGUUAGUCGCUUAGAGGCACACUGCAAUAACGAAAACAUCCUGCAAGAAUCUAUUUAGCCUGCGAAUAAAGCCGUCUCUCCGAGGAUCAUCAGUAGCGUUUUUUUCGGAUUUGGCCAUUUUGGGGAUAAUUUCUCGCCCUGAUUUUCGCAUGAAAAGAUCUGAAAACCUGCUGGGUUUUUUGUGUAAGUGUCUUUUGUGGUUUGCGGUUUUUCUCUUUUUUAGCUAUAAGUCGUCAGUUUUCAACCAACAUUUUAGGGAUUAUUAGGAUUAAUUAUUUAGCGUGGUUUCCUGUUUUAAGCAGAAAGAAAAUUCCCGAAAAGAGAGUUUGCUUUGGUCCUACUUUGGGCAUUUUUGCGGUUUUGCAGUUUCUAAUAUGUCCUAAUCACCCCACAGUAAUAUUUCACCGUAUGCUUUUAGUACUGUACAAAAGUUUGUAUCGGAACUGCUAAAAAGAAUUAUCAUUUGUGUGCUUGAGGCGAUUUGAGUUCUGUUCGUGAUCUCUUAUGUGCCCAUGAUAUGCUUUAUUGUAUCACGGAUGAGUCAGAAAACGUGAAAAGAAUCAUCUUCAAUUUCUUGAUUGCCGUCACCUUUCUACUACCUCAGGGCGUGACCUUGUACUCGCCUUGGGGUUUCCUCAUUAGGGGCGUUCUGGGGGUCGAUGAGGGCAUGCAAAGGCAACUAUUCGAUCAACACCAGGUCAAGGUCAAGUAGGACAUUCAAGGUCAUCUGGUCAUGUGCAAUUGACGGAAUUGCCGAUAUCCGUUGAAGGGGAAAUGUCACGCUAUGUGAUCGCUUUGCACUAAUGACGUCACAAAUUUCUGGUCCCUGCUGCGACAAAACAAAACAAAAUCCAGCUGGUUUUCGAUAACACAUAUCCUGAAAAUUAUUGACGUGUGCGAAGAUAAUGUUAAAAACAUGGAAAAACCUGUACGGAUGAGUGAUUCUAUUCAUUUCACAACGGCGGUGUCAUUACUGUGGGUAACAAUAAUUUGGCAUUUUACUAAGAAAUGUAUGGAUAGGAGGACGUCAAAGAUGUUCAUUAAAGUCUCAUUUGGUAACAUUUAGAGGCAAAGGAUGCUCAGUUUUUUUUCUUUUCAAGGGCGACGGCAACUCUUAUUACGCUACCACAGGAUAGUUAAACAAUAUACCACACUUUCUAUGGGUUUACCUGUGUGAUAACCCACGCGGGAUUCUGGGAGAAAACGAAAAAAGCUUGUAAAUCACGAGCCCUAAUUCAAAGACGAGUGAUUUACAAGCUUUUCGAGUGUUCCCCCAACGUCCCAAGUGGAUUAUCACGCAGGUAAACCCAUAGAAAGUGUGGUCUAUUGCUUUUAUAAAAUAACUUUCAGUGUUCUAUGAGUUUACCGGCACAAUAAACCAUAGGUUUUGAACCAAUCAGAGCGAGCGUACUAUCUUAGAUAUUUUAUAAAAACGGUACUGUAUGGUACCUGCCUGGCUGCACAACCAAACAUAACAAACUUAUACAAUUUCGGGUUGUGCUAAUGUUGGUGUGCUUUUCAGCUUAGACUGAAUUCAGCUACUGGCUUGCAAGAAGCACAUCGGGGGAGACUCCGCAUAUGAAAGGGGUGGGGAUGCUCGUCGGAAAUUUUGAAUUACACCCCCUAAAGGAGACCGAUCUGGGCGUGGUCCAAGCUUUUUUUGACCCCUAAAAGAGACCAUGUUAAAACACAGACAAAUGAGAAAACUUGGAUUAUAUGAAUGGAGUAAAUAAAACAAAUUAAAAAUAUACAUAUCAAAUAUAUAUUUCUAUAUUUUUUCGCGUACAAUCCUAAACGAGACCUUCACGGCUAAAUAUGAUGGCGUUUUGCCCAGAACACCUUAAGUGAGACCAAGAUCCGAAAUUUACACCUCUAAGCGAGACGACGACAAUCCCCACCCCUUUUAUAUGCGAAGUCCCCCCCCCCCCGGGAAGCACAUACAAACUUGAUUUUCUCUUUAGCAAUUUCGGUUUUAGAGUACUGUAUUGCACAGUCAGAAGUGUUAUGUCAUGUCCCGGGUGUCAUGUUUCAGUGCAGGGCUAUCUAAAAACAACAACAACAACAAUUUAUUAAGGUACCGUAUUUAUUCGAUUAACCGCCAUGGGCUCUUAUUAAAUUUUUGGACUUUGAGAGUGGGCGCUUAUUCGAGGCAGGUCGCUUAAAAAUUUUCAACAUUUUCAGCAAGUGUGCACAAGUAUGCAAUGCUCAGAACUCACGUGUGACCGGGGAAAGCGUAACAGUAAGGAACUGGGAACGACGCACGUACCCGUAAAUAGCCUGAGUAUCAGGCGUUUCUGGGGAAAAGGGGAAAGAUGGAAGCGAAAAAGGGAGAGACUCCUCUCCCCUAGCCCUUUAGGAAGGCCUGAUACUCAGGCUAACCCGUAAAUAGAGAGCAAAUUAAGGUAACAAACAAGAUCAGCUUGUUCUAGGCGGUUCAGAUGUUUUUCUUUCUCACAUUUUUUUGGGCCAUCCCCACAAUUUGAACGCCUGGAACAGGCUAAAACAAUACUGAUUAACGUACGCCUCCCUUGUAGACUAUGGAAUCAACAGAGUCCUCUUGUGCUUAUAAUAUUUCCAUGCUAUACAUCACUGUUACAUUUGCUCUAACAUUCCAAACGGAUAUUAGAGAGGUUUAGCGUCGCGUUUACGGCAAACGGCAAACGUCAGAUUCAAGAUGAAAAAUUCCCAAAAUAUAGAAUAAAACUGGCGUAAACGUACUGACUUCCUUGUAGUUAUAAUUAACAACUAAAGACAAGUUCAGGAAAAACUUGUUCACGUGGUUCAAAUUCACGUUUGCAGUUUGCCGUAUGACGUCACUCUAAUUUUCUCUAUUUCCUUCAGGAGUCCUCCAGGCUCGCACUGAAUCAUUGCAUCUGGACGAUUUAGAUAAUGCUAUGCAACAGCACUCUGCGAGUUGUCUCUUAUUUUGGUGGGCAAGACAGAAAACAUGCUAUUCCUAAAAAAGCGCUUCUACCAAAUAUAGUGUGACGACAGCUCAAAAGCCAUGUGUUGCAGAAGUGAUUUACCCGGGUGUAAGUCCAAACGGGCUCUCACAAAUGUGUUCGUAACUAGAGCUAGUCGCUUUCGAGAAUGGUCGCAACGAGAGCUCCCAAUGAUAUUUUAAUGUUUUUUUAUCCUUUGGAAAAUGCUGAAAAUUGGUUCAAACCAGCGAUGUGAACAACGUGAUGGUGAGCGAUCGAAAGGGGCGAGGGCAUGGACAAGCGCGCUUAAGAACGAUAUAGUCCGGAACGCCCUAAAUUCUGAUUGGCUGGAAAUAAGAUAGGCUUGGAACCUGUCGCCUUGGCCUGCAAACCAUUAUCAAAUGCCUUGCCAUUAAAAUCCCAUUAUGAUAUCGUCAUAACGGUGUCUUUAUUUUAUCUUUGUUUUUAGAAAACAACUUGAAGCCUCUGGGAAGCAAAGAGUGAAGAAAAGAUAUUUCCAGGAAGGUUUUCAGGAAAAGAGCGUAAAAGUCCACGCGACAAACCUGAGAGGUAUUGUGGGUACUUCAGCAAUUCAGGGACAUCUGCCAAGAAAACGGUACGGAAUGUCGUGUGCAUGCGUUUGCCCAGUACCACAGCUAAAAGGAACGUACUCGAAUGACUUACCUCAUAAACUAUGUUUCUUGCCCCCUCAAUGUAUAAACUGAUAUUUGAGUGAAAUGUUUGCCAAAUGUUCUUUCUUGAAAGCAAACAACUCUAGUGUUGCCCUUGACGAAGGUGUAAUUGUUUAGUUUCAUUGGUAAUCAACCAUCGCUAUGAUAUUAAUUAAAAAACAUUCCAAAAAAACCUACGCUGAUCUCAAAAGUGAAGCGUCACAUAAAGGAUAGGUUCUGCGCCACACUUUGGUGUAGUGAACAGGUAUUCGGACAGAAGCGGAAGUCUGAAGUCCACUGAGACGGAAGCAGGAGCCCAUCAAUUUGAUGGGCUCCUGACGGAAGUAAAUAUUCGGGAGAGAGGACUGGAAUUUAGUUCAGCAAACCCUCUCAGCCAACCGCGCCGGUACGAUGUUCGAUGUGUGUGAACGACUUGUUCUAGUUCUGGGUCGUUACUGUUCAAACUAUACUUGAUAACUUUUCGUACUGGCACGAAAAGCUUAGAAAUUCAAGCGUACUGUAUCAGAUAUCAGAGCGUAUUCGAAGUGAAAAUUUGUAUAAAUCAUGCUAGCUAUUAGCCAAGAGCGUAGCGUCUAUGUACGAACAUACCCCCAUGCACACACGUCGACAGCUGAAAUAUGAAAAAAUAGCAUAUUUUUUAUUUCCUGAUAAAGCCUUUUUUAAUCAUUAAAUAGGGAUUUGACUGAUACAUUUUUCGUGCUGUAUCGGUGUCUUUGUGUUAAUAUUUCUUUAUUAUUCCAUACUAGUCUGAUGGCGUCACUGGCCUUUUUUCCGUAAACACUGUACCUUUCCGACAACACUAGAGAUGGGUAAAAGAAACAACUUAACUUCUGCAUUUUCCUGCCCAUUAAUUUAGUGAAAAUGUCCUGCGGAAAGCCCUGGAAAUGGCAUUUCCGAGACCCUAGCCUGCAGGCGUCGAAAUGGGGUAGGGGAUAGGGAGGAAAGGAAAAAGGGAGGGGGAUUGGGGAGAGAGUACCGAGAUCCUAAAUUUAAAAUUUUACUGGGGGAACAUGCCCCAGAUUCCCUAGGUUGAGUCGACGUCGGCGCCACUAUUUUUCCCCGCGUGCGCAACCAUCAAAAUCUCACGCUACACCCCGCUGCUCUAAUACUUCAUGAAAGUAAACACUCAGGACCAGAUCGAUAAUUCUUUAGUGUUAAAUUUUGAUGUCGUCAUUUGAAAACCAGCAAUAUAUGUAAGAUACCACUACACUCUUUUUUAAAUAAGAAUGUUGUUUUUUCCGGCCCAGGCUGAAGAUUCUUACUUUUCUGCCGAUUUUAGGCUGAAAAUAUUCUUGUAUUAUUCUCAAAUUAUAGCUUAUGACAUUUCCGUUUUAGACUGUAUUGGGGUAUCAAUUAUAGUUAGCGCAGGUUUUUUCGUCUUGUUGGCAAGUUUAUGGAAUGAGUUGAAAACAUAUAAUUGUAUUGUAUUUACAGUUUUUGAACACACAAAAUUAUAUCCUUUUCAAAACCUCUGCCUGGGGUUUAUUCUUAAAAUAUUCUUCAACUUUCGCAAAUUUUAGCCUCUAUAUUCUUAUAAAAUAUAUUUUUAUAGAAAAAAAUUGUGGUCUUUCAAAAAUUUGUACAGUGUAUUAGUCUACCAAUGUGCAUGCCUUAGUUAAAGUUAUAUAGUGCCAUACGUGGCUGCAAAGGAGACUACUUUAUUGGCAGAAGCAGAAAGAAAAUUUUGAAAAGAUCUAGAAAGAUCUGUGCAAUCUUACACUCUUUACCUUUUAUUAUCUUUUCGUUGAGCAAUUUCCGAUCAACAACUGAGUGUCUAAUUCUUAAUGAAUUUCAGGAGUUUUGGCUCAGCUGGUUUAAAGUCCGAAAAAUGUUUCAAAAUCAGUAAAGUAGCCAAGGGUGAGGGUCUGUUACUCCUACUGGGUUCUGAGGACUCCGGGAGUACCCCUGUAUAAGCCAUUUAGGUAUGUACCGCACGCCCUAAAGGGUAUGGUUUUUCCACCCUGUUUGUUCUGAGGCGGAUGUCGACUUUGCCCAUCUUGGUCUGGAAUCGGGUACGGUUUUUGAAAGGGGCACCCAACAACGGUUUUCUCCUAAAUUCAUUGAAAACACUUUUUAGACUAUCCAGGGCACUUUUAGAUAUCUAGAAAUGCAUUUCAAGUGACGCUAUAAAAUUUGUUUCUGUUCGGUCAUCCUAUUUAAAAUUGGGUCUUUUCGAAAUUACAAGGUCUUCAGUAUUAUUUUCCCGAAAAUUUUAGAUGACGUAUUACAAAAGUAUGAAUUUUCCGGAUUCUUCUCUCCAUCACAUUUUUGAAUGACAAAAAUUUAAUUUUAGCUUUCCUUUUAUUCUACAAAAAAUAGCCUAUCCUGGGUAAUAAAAUGUGAAAAUUAAACUUCAGAAAAUUCAUGAGGAAUUCAUUAGAUAGGCGUCGAAAAUUGUACAUGAAUGGAACGGUCAUCGAGAAAUUUGUAGCCGCCCUCAAAUAAUAGAAAAUUCUAGGCAAUAUUUGCUUCUCCGAACAGAUAUUUUACAGAAAACAGUCGUUCGGUACCCCCAGCUGUUUCGAGGGAACUACAAGAGUGUGUGAAAGCAUUUGUCCUUUCAGUUUCAAACGAAUAAGAAAGAAAGAGAAGUGAUGCGAAUUCGAAAUACUGAGGUUUCGCUCGUGUAUGGCUGUUACCGUUUACGAAAUCGUUCUCCGUCGGUCGCGUAGUUGUUUUGCUUUGUGCGCCUCCCCUGGGACAAACCAACUACGAGACUGACAAGCGACGCGAACGAAUUCGUAAUCGAUAAAAGCCAUGCAAGAGAGAAACCUCUGCCAGCAGGGUAGGUCUGAAAACGAGUGUGGAGAAUGACAUUUUCUGGUCUGAAAUAGGGUGUCACACCCCAAUCAGAAAUACCCAAGAGUGAUAAAGGUCUGAACCAAUAUUCAUACCUUUGCCCCAAAUCAUAGCUUCGGUUUGCGCACAACUUAUCCCUCCACCUCUUCCUCCGUCCCCCCCAAGGCCGUGCAGGGGAGAUUUGGGCUUCCGUUGGGCUUCAUAAAAAACACGUGACUUGCAAACAAUACUGGACUGCACACGCUGAAGGCAACAGAACGAUUACCGUUGGUGCGGAGUGCAGGGCAAAGCAAUUGAUAUAGGAGGGCAGUUGGCAGUGGAUCGAUAACACUCUGCACGGUACCUGUUUCUCCAAGACGUGACGAAAUUGUAAGUAUUGUAUUCCUUCAGGUGAUUCUUUUGAAUUUGUAGGUGAAAUUCCUGUUGCAAUUCGGUGUUGAAAAUAGCUUCUAUCAGCCUUUAUCACAGAAAUUAUGAAGCAUGUUUGGGUCAAAUGAGAAGAUGACAUCUUCCCACAAAAAUGAGGCAAUUUGCUAAACUCUUCAUUUAAAUUGAUGUGACUAUUCAAAUGAACUAUGUUUAGCAAAUAAUGCCAGUCAUCAAUUUGUCCGCCCAAAGUUUUCUUCCAGAUUUGAAGUGCUUUAAUGAAAAUCAAGGGAAAAAUACACGAUUUUAGGUUGUAAAAAACAAAGAAGGCAGAUUAUAACAAUUGCAUCUCAUAUAAAGGUUCAACAAAAGCUAGACCUACAAAAUAACAAAGUCAACAAACGGGAAAGAUAAUAUUGUUUGGCAGAGAAAUACUUAUCGCCCUACCGUUUUUACCCCCCGGCCUUUCUUUCUGAGACAUUCUGUUUUUAAAAUAGCCUAGCAAAUUGCUGAUGUGGUUUUACUCGUCAGGCCGGAUUUCCUGGAAACAGAAUUUCAAUUAUAAGGUCAAUUACAUGCACAAGUCGACUUCACACAUACAAAUUCAUAUAUGCUGAAGUGGCUGAUUUGUAGUCAGUAAAUAGGUGAAAGAAUGUUUUUUAGUACAAUUUUAUUAUCAUUAUAAAAUAGUUUGCAGAGAUCCGAGUUCUUCACUUCCCUGGAGAUAAGCCAUCAGUCGGAAACUGGGUUUAAAACGUUUCCUAUUAAUUUGUUUUAAUUAGUUUGCUUGAGUGCUCCGCAAAGGCCAAAGUGCAAACAAGAUUCGGAAGACGGCAAAUGGGCUUUAUUUUUCGCUGUUAUGGUACGUGCUCUCAGCAGGUGGUUUUACACAAAGGUACAAAUGACCUUGUAUCGCUGUUGCAACAAUAAACGUUUCUAUUUUGAAACUAUCAUCACAUGUGGGAUGACACAGGGAGGCGGCAAGGGGGGGCGAGGAAGCAAAGUGUUACCAUGGGUACCCAAAAAAACUGAGUUUUACUCAUUGUUUGUCCAACGCUCUGUCAUUAUUUUUAUUACUCCAUACCUUCAGCGGCCUCCUUUAGUUGGCCACCCUCAGGGUACCUUCAAGUGGCCGCCGUUUAAUAUUUGUCUUAAUUGGAGAUGGGCCGCUCAACAGAGCGGUUAAACUACGCAUUGUCCCCAUUUUUCCUCAGGGAUAAUAGAGCGCGCGUGAAAAUCACCCACGAGAGAAAAGGCGACACGCGGCGUGGGGUGAUUUUCAGGCGCGCUCGCGUUUCGCUCGCUCUACUAUCCCUGAGGAAAAGUGGGGACUACGCGUAGUCUACAGAGCGGUUCGUCAAAGUAGAAACACCACUUUCAUUCUGAUACCUCUUUCCUUCCUAGAGGCUUCUUUGUGUCAUAGGGAAGCUGGGGAGAGAGAGAAAAGAAAGCGCGCGGGGACAACCAAUUUUUAAUUUUUCUUUUGCUGGUUUUCAGUGUCACGCUAUUCAAAAUUGAUCAAAAUAAAAAUCAAACCCGUCCAAUAGAUAAAGUCCAGAAACUGGGAAAUGAAAGGAGGUAAAUAUGUAAAGACCCUCGCCAAGAUUUAAGUAUCAGAGGAAUAUUUCGAAUACGAGAAUGUUUUAUCCAAAUUUGGAGACGCCAUGCUGGUGCCCAUCCGGAUGAGCACCAACAUGACGGACGGAAACCAACAGAAACAUCUGUUACCGAGUUUUGCUACAAAAGCGUGAAUUUAUUCCUCGAGGAACUCAUAAACAUUAAAGUAAUACUUUUUCUAAUACAUGAACUGUUUAGAUAGCAAAAUUCUCCGAAAUAAUUCACUUUUUUGAUCUACAUGACAGCUCUCUCGGCCGUCAUGUGGAUUCCGCGUCGUGCAAAGGCUUAGGAAUUCAAGCUUACUCUAACACAAAACCAAGAACCCUUUCGAAGCGAAAACUGUAUGAAAAUUAGUUUUCAGCUGCUCUAAUACAUCAUAAAAGUAAAAUCUCAGUAGGAUCGAUAGUUUUGUCGUUUGAAUUUUAGUGACGUCAUGUGGAAUACCCAAAUGGAACCCUGAGGGGAGGAGAGAGUUGUAAAGCAAACACGCGAUGGUCCAAGCAGAGCUAAGCAGCAUUGCUGGUCCACAAUUAGUCGUCUUCUAUCUAGGACAAUGUUUUCUUUCAUCAUAUUUUCGUAGAUAGAGUCAGACUAAGAGUAUCAAGCGCUUGAUAGAGGUGAGAACAAUUAAAUCUCGUCGGGAUGGCCAAAAGAAAGCCGCGCGGCCGCUUGAAAGAGAGGAGACCUUUUAUUGAGAUGCAAGUGUAAUUAGUUUGUUCUGACCUCAAGUAGCAUGCUACGUUUAAAUAGCGCUUUAAUUCUUUUUCUGUUGAUAGUGUACAUGACCCGGCGGAAGCGGUCGGGAAAGGUUAGCAAAUGACCUUUCAAAGGUUCCUUCUAACUUGUGUGUUAUCAGACUGUCACAUCAAGAUUUUGGAUGUGUCACAAGUAAGGCUUUCCACAUGAGUUGUUCGGCAAUUUUUUUUGGCAGCUUCUCGUAUUUCGAGCAACUUUUUUCGUUUUGAGCAUUCUGAGCAAUUUCUCUAGUUAUCUUCUCAUUCUGAGAUGUCGGAGCAGCUUUUAGUGCUUAAAUUGGCCUUCUUCCAUAUUUCACAAUGUUUCCUGCAAAAAAGGAGCCAAAUCCUCCCCACUGGGGCAGAUCAUGAAGUAGCCGGGCUGCUUGGUCAGCGGUUUUUAGAGAAAAUUCAAAAUGGUGGACGAAGAUUCACACUCGACUGACUCGAGUGUCUCGGGUGAAGAAGGUCAUUCAACAAUUUUAUUGGCUCAAUUCAUUUUUUUGGUUUUUAUUGAUGACUAAGUUAUUUAGCAAAGCUGAUUACAUCGCAAAAUUGCACAAUAAUGCUUAGAAAUCUUACUUUUGUUGUACAAUUUUCAUAUUUUAGCAUCAGACCAAAGAAAGUUUUCUUUUUUGCGAGCAACUGUUGAGCAACUUUCGUCACAACUUUUGAUUUUUUUUUAGCAACUUUUUGAGAAAUUCCGGGAAACGUUUGGAAAAAUCUCGAGCAACUUGUGGAAAGCCCUAGUCACAAAGUUCACUGAAUGGUUUUGUAACAGGCCCUUCUCUCUCUCUCUUCCCUCUCCCCUCCCCUCCCCCUCUAAAAUUCCCUCUCCCCUAACCCCUAAGGAGGGUCUAAUACUCAGGCUUCUUCGCUCGAACGCCUGCAGUCCAGAAGGUAGGGAAGUGUCAACUAAAAGAUGUGAAGCACGUCAGGGCUUGAACAUCUACACGGUGAUAUACCCAAGGAAAAAGUUACAUUUAUAAAUGACCUGAUACCAAAUGUAUUCGUAUAUGUCUUGACACCUUUUAAAUACCUUAAUCACUCAAUAUGUAAUCCCAUCCAUUUCCGUGUUAUGCCGUCAUGGUAAAUACAUACCCGCAGCAUGUUUAUCGACUCUUCAAUCGACAAAUUAAUUCUCAUGUUUUAAACCCAUCCGUUGGGCAAUGUGUUUUACAUUAUGAUUUUCGUGUUUCUGCAUCCAAUUAAGCCUUUAUACGUCUAUUAGUCAGCAGGAACUAUGUACAGUUAUCACUCUUUCUCGGAUAUUGUGAAGGAUGCAACUUAG
Porites lobata is the source of this 12933-nucleotide messenger RNA. NCBI's taxonomy places the organism in Eukaryota, Metazoa, Cnidaria, Anthozoa, Scleractinia, Poritidae. The record is from the annotation of a GenBank genome assembly.